Porites lobata is the source of this 21292-nucleotide messenger RNA. The record is from the annotation of a GenBank genome assembly. NCBI's taxonomy places the organism in Eukaryota, Metazoa, Cnidaria, Anthozoa, Scleractinia, Poritidae.
CGAAAUUUAUUUACCAUAGACUACGAUUCGGGUUGGCAGUAUUUGUUGAUCUCAUCCGUUUCUGUAUUUUGGCUGGAAUUUCACAUGUAAGGAUGUCUUGCUGUCACGGCUGCUAAGCGUGUUUUCGUGUUGUUGUUCGGCCAUCUUGGCUAAUUCAAAUGAUACCUUUCAUGUAAAUUGUGCUUGUUGACGAUCAAGGUCAGCGAACUGUGGCUCUCUUAGAGAGAAUGUUGCUGCUUCUUUGGUACCAUGACUGGGAUCUAUGAACUGUUUGACAGCUAAAUAAGGAUUUAACUCUACGUCCACGCCAUGAGCGAAAUUGCAGAAAACGGGUAAGGACUAACCUAGGUUUGUUGGUUCACAAAUCCAAAUUACUUAAGCUCAUUUAACCGGAAUGGUGAACAAACUUUAUUCGAGCCUUUUCUAAGUCCUAGAUCAAAUCUCAUGACCCGAACAGAAUUGAUGAAAUGAAGUUCAUAAGUUUGAACCUUUGACUCAUUUCGUCAGACUGUAUCAACAUUUUGACAAUGUAUCUAAUAACCAACACGUCCCACUCGAUUCGCAUUUGUCCACUUUAAUCAGUAAGGAAACAGCAGAACAUAUCCUUCGAUCCAAAUCUUUUGUCUUUAAUAGUAAUGAAACUUAAUAACUUGGAUCCUAAGACCUAUAAUUGAUCAAGGUUUGAACUAACGAUAUGGUUUUAUAUAAACUCAAUUAUUGCCUGUGCAGACGUGUUGUUGAUAUAAUUAGAUCUACAUAUUUUAGGUAAACACUGCGAUAUGUUAAUUCCUAAAUUUCCUAAACUUGACCUUUUUUGUUUUUUUAAGGGUCAACUAAACUGUGUGUGUGAGAUGUGUGUAUUAUGCCAUUCAUAAUAGUUUUAGUGUGAUUAUAACUAUAAAUACAUGUACAUGUAAAUCUUAACUUCUUAAUGACUAAACAAUGUUGUUGUAUAGAUAUUAUUGUUUAGAGAGUAACAUUCUGUUUCGUAUGCCAACUGUCCACCACUGUCAUUUUUGUUGUCAUCAUCAUCAUCAUCAUCAUCAUUAUCACCAUCAUCAUCAUCAUCAUUGUUGGGAUUAGCUGCCAGCUUUUUUAUGGUUUUUACUUGAUCAAUGCCUGGGGGAUACGUGCUCAGUUUAUAUUGUUGACUGAGCAGGAAGGGUGUCAACUUAUGCUAUUUGUGUAGAAGGGUUGAAGUUUCCAGUAUCGUCCUAAGAUACAUGUACAAAGAGGCCCUCUUAGGGGUGUUACGUAUGAAUUUCAAAACCUGAUGUUUUGCAUAUUAUAAUAAAUGAUAACUUAUGAUUUAGAGGUAGCACAUCCACAAAGUGGUUCUUUGUCUACCUGGUUUCUGGUCGAAUUGGAAUUUGGAAAUGUUGGUUUUUGAGGAGAGGGGAAAAUCGGAGUACCCGGAGAAAAACCUCUCGGAGCAAAGGAGAGAACCAACAACAAACUCAACCCCCAUAUGGCAUUGACGCCAGCAUUUGAACCCGGGCCACAUUGAUGGGAGACAAGCACUCUCACCACUGGGCCAUCCCUUGCUACCCAGAAAGCCAUGUCACUGUUGAUGUUUCACUGUGGUAUUUGUGCUUUUCUCUGUUGCAUCUUUAACCCAUCUUUGUGUCAUUUGUCGCCAUUUCUUCUGUGCUAUGUCGCUGUUUCAAGGCCAUGUCGCUUGUCAGUAUAUUUGCCCUAAUAGGCUUUGUAGAACCUCAGCCAAAACCUGUUGGAAUUAUCUACCAUACAAACUGUCACUAAUUCCGCCUUCCAUGUCGUUCUGGAUACACUCCACCUUGGGUUUUAGACCUUAAAAUAGAAGUAUGAAAUGUGGCUUCUAAAUUCUUGCAAAAUAAAGUACAGAUGUAAGCACAAAAAACAAGUUACUUACAUAAAAAUCCUACCUUUGGAAUGUUGUGUACAUGUCUUUAGCAUUUUACACUUGUUAACACAGACUUGUAAGCAUUUUGAUUAUGCUGAAGAUGAUAAUUAUUCACCUACGGUAUGUAUCUGUUUUUUAAAGGGAUGAUGGCAGUGGGGCUGGAGUAGAUGCACUAGAUGAUGAUGGUCAACAACCAAAGAAGAAAGUAAAGUAAGUUCUUGAGCAGAUAACUACUUUUUGUGCAUGGAAUAGAAGACCCUUCCAUGGUUUUUUCAACUCUUGACUUGGGACCAGUUUAGCAAAAAUGCAUUAAUACAACUGGACACCUGGCUUCUGGUGAAUUGAGGAAAAAAAGUCAAAUUUCGCGGAAUUUUUAGGAACAAAAUGUGGAAAAAUGGGCCGAUUUCGCGCAAAUUUUCGUGGUUUUGUGGUUAUUUUUGGGGCAACUUUCACUAGAAAUCGAUCGGUUUUGCGCUGAUCAGACCAGGGUUUUUAAUGUUUUUCUGAAAGAGGUCAUCAUUUGCUCUUUCAACUGCCAUGCGCUCCAGAAAUGAACCAAUGGCAAAGCCUUUAACUUGAUGGCGAGUGCCCAGUUUUUCACAACAUAAUCUAUGCCUAGUAGUUUCAGGACGUUGUUCGCACAUUACAGUGACAAAGUUUCAAGAUAAAUUUACAAGUUUAAGGCCCAAGUAAAUAGCCCCAAUAGCUGAGACAAUUUUCAAAAAUGCUGUACACACAUGUAUUUGAUAAGAUUUCUACUGAAUUUCGUGGUAUUUGCGUGUUUUUGUGAAUUUCAUGGGAUUUCGCGGAUUUACUUGAAUUUUGCAGCUCCGCGACCACACGAAAUAUCAGAAGCCCUGACUAGAAAAAACACCUUAAAAUCAGUAAAGUUGCCAAGUUUGAAAGUGUUUUGUUGAAAACUAAAUGAAGAUAUAGCUCCAAGCACAAAGUAGUGAAAUUUUACAGACUUUUGUAUUUUGGGGGGCAAGUUCAUGCAGAAAGAAGCCAGUUGGGUGUCAAUGCAUAUUCCUUUACUGGUCCCAGUCAAAAGUUAAUAAGAAUGUGGAAGAAUCUAUUAUUACAGGCACAAGGGUCUAUUUCCUAAGUGACCUCUCAUAAAAUGUUCACACGGUACAUUGCACACUGUACAUUACAUUCUACUGUAGAAUUCCGAAAAUAAUGGUUCUCGCUAAUAUAAGGGCUACCUGAAUGUAACAUCUACUUUUUACCUUCCUAUUAAAUCCGGAAAGUAACGGCCCACUUAAAAGUAGUGGUCCUUGGAAUCUAAUGUAAUGUUUAGAGCAUUAUUUUCAAUCUACAUAAAAAGCUAUUUUAAAGAGUUUUAAACUUAACAUAUGCUGUAGCAGGAACCAAAAACAUGUCUGUUUUUUCAAUUUUUAGUAAAUGUCAACUAUCAGCCUAUAUACUAACAACAUUAUACAGUGCACAGCUUUUCCUCAGCCAUAACAAUUAAAGAGCACAUCUCCCUACUGCAAAAAAUAGGUUUCAUGCAUGUUUCUGUGCGUGUCAGCUACAUGUACUUAUUACCUGUAUGUAUCCGUGUGUUACUCACAUUUAUCCGUAUGUUAUUCAUGUAUUCUUACAUUACCUGUAUGUUACCCAUAUGUUACCCAAAUGUACCUGUGUGGUGUUUUAGUGAAGAUCACUCAGGACCUUAUACAGUGUAGCCUGAAUUUCAGCCAUUUCUUCAAGUUCCAAACUCCCCAGAGAGGUCUGAAUUAACCAUCCACCAAUGUUAUCUCCUCUUGACAUCACUACUAGACUUCAGCUGUACUUGAUUGUCAAAACAUUUGCAUAAUAAAAUAUUUUGUGUAGUUAUGAGUAAUUUUUGGUGGGAGUGUCAUUUGAUACUAGGUAGUUUAAGUGUUCACAUGCUUGUGUGGAGUUUGAAAUUUCGACAAUCUUUAUUGUAACAGGGAAAUAAAAUUAUCCAGGGGACCCAAAAUAAAUUUUUUGGGGGGGUCACCCAGAUUUAAUCUCCAUUUAGGGAAUGCCUUAGUACUUAAAACAAGACUGAUCACAAAAGUUGAAGUGUACAGUAUUUACAAUAUUUUUAUGAUGACAGCUACAGCUGUAUCACAAAAUGAACUGUCUUACUGCUCACUUAUGUACAGCUGUACUGCACUUGUGGAAAUUCAUCACGCAAUAUCGCAGCAGAUUGCAAGGCAGAAUUAAAAAAUGAUUUUCUUUGUUGGACAAUAACAAACCGUAGUCUUUCACCUCUAUUCAGGGGACACUUCUAUUCAAGAGAAACUUACUUUGGUCGCGAGGUUGUCCCCUGAAUGGGGAUUUUUCUGACUUGAAUCAAAUUAGUAGCAGAUCUUGUGCGUGCUACAGAGCACCAUGGGUUUUACAAUUUGGUUAUCCAUGCAUCCAAGAAAUUUUGGGUUGUGACAAAAUCAUCUGUCUGCGUGUACACUGUAUGGCCUUACGUCCCCCUUUUAUAAUACAGAUGUGAAAUGUAACACCUACUAAGCCCAAGGCAUACAAUGGGAGUGUUUAACUUCAUAUUGGACAUUCGUGUGAUGUUCAAUAAUGACAGCUGUCAAAAAAGAAUAUUCACUGACCAGUGUCACAUGACUGUAUCAUGGGCUCUGGUGUACAACUCAAGGGUUUUUUUUUUUCUUUUUUUUUUUUUUAAGUUCUUUGUGACCAGUCUUUUGUUUUCAUUUGAUCACAGGCUCAUCAGGUCCAUUUUUCAGGAGGAAUUCAGUUUGCUUUUUCCUUAUGAGUAAAGUUGAAUAAAAACAAAAUCAGAAAGAUAUUAGUUUGUCAAAAAAAAAAUCCCACGAGAGCUUCGUUUUUGGCCUUAGCUAUUUCUACAGGUGCACAUAUUACAUGUAUUUUGGUCAAGCAGGGUCCGAAAUUAACUUUUUAAUACGGCCGCCAACUGGCGAUCAAGUAUAAAUUUUUGGUCGCCAAAGGGCAAACUGUGGUCGCCAAAAAUUUCCCCUCCCUAUUUUUCAAAUAAAAAUUUAAACACCAAUUAAAAAUGCAUGGUAUGGACGUUUUUAUGGUCAAAAAUUGCACUACUUUCGCUCCCAAUACCAGAAAGCAACCGUACGUGUACGAUUGAAGUCUUAUUUUUUCCACAAAUUACUUUUUGGAGAUAUAAAGCUGUCUGACCUAGAAGGUAGGAACAGAAAGCUGUCUGCCCAUAACUGCACUGAUCAUAUCAAAACUCUAUUUUCUUCCGAUAACUACCACGAAACACGAAACAUUAUCACUGUGACAGUACCAGGCCACAACUGCGCCACAUUACUCGUACCAGUCCACAAAGUACAUAACGUACUUACCGUAUUUCAGCUGAAAACAACAUAGCGGCUUGGAAACGUUCAACUCGUAUUGAUCGUAGCUGUUGUGGAGGUAUUAUUCCGAUUAUUACAGGAAGAUUCGUUUCACUUUUAGUUAAAAAAUAUCACCAGGACAAAAAGUUAGACACCUGUUGGCAAAUAGCUUCGAGGUUUCAAUUCUUAAUCAGUUUCUCCUAACCUUAAAGUCCACAAUAACAACUAACUUUACAAGUCGCUAGCUGGCGACCGGCUAUUAAACUCUGGUCGCCAGGACUAAAUUUUUAGUCGCAUUGGCGACCAGGAAGGCGCAAUGUCGGACCCUGUCAAGGCAUACUGUAUUCCGUGCAAUUUGCCACUGUAAUGGAAGUGUGUGCCAUGUAGACGGUGUUACUUAAAAUUCACCCUUUCCUUACUAACUUUAUUAUUUUUCAUAGAUCUUCAAGAAAUGCUAGUGAGAAAAAACGGAGAGAUAAACUAAACAUUUACAUCAGUGAGCUAGCUGCAAUGGUUCCAUCAUGCGCAAGUGCCCAGCGUAAACUCGACAAGACCACUGUUCUGAAAAUGACAGUUAAUUACAUGAAAGUUAAUAAUGGUAUGUUUACCUCAUUGUUAUUGUCUUUUUUUGCAUGUUGUAGUUAGCACUUUUUCUGGGACUUUUGUGGGCUUAAUGUAUAGAAAACGUUUCAUUUUUAGUUAUAACAUUACUGUGCAAUAUCUUUUUAUUUUUCUUCGUGUUGUUAAAAAAUGAUAAGAGUAGCUCAAUUCCUCUUCAAUUCAGUCAAGACAAACAUUAUUAAGUGGGUCACUUUGUGUUUUGGAGCGUGUGGUGCUUUAUUCAUUUCAACCCAUGUUACUUUUUCAUAGCCUGCAUAGCAGGCAUUUGGAAGAAGUGGGUGAAAGAGAGAACGGGUGUGCGCGAGCGAGACACGCGAGGGUGAGGAAGAGCCUGCACGGAAGGCCCCUCGAAAAUCGUUUCAACUCGCAUUCUGUGAGUAAGGAUAUUUCCAAUUGGUCGAGAGGCUCCAGAGGGAAAAAUUAACCGCGUGCGGUGAGAAAACUGUCAAUCAAUAGUACAUGGACAACAUAGUGAAGAUCUUACAUUACACAAGUCUAGCUCCUGACACCACUAAAUUGUAUACAAUCGAAGUUCAGGUCUCGGGGGUCACUUCAAUCUGGUUUAAUGUGACUAUGUGUCUGUAAUCUCAAAGAAAAGUUGGAGUGUUCAAAUGGUAUUCACGAGGGAAAGAAUUGACAUCAGAUAUUACGCAUUAGCAGAACUGGCAAGAGACAAAAGAUUUGUCAAAUCGUUCCAAUGAAGAUCAGAGGAAACAUUCUUUGCUCAGGAGAACUUGGCGGCUUGUGUUGUCGAUGGUUCGUAUACCAUAAAAACUUGGACAUGAUUGAUGAAAUGAAACACUUACCAGGGGCAUGAAUUUGAAAAAACAUUUCACUAUUGUAUUAUUCGCCGUUUGGAGGCGACCUGAGGUCUGUUGUUUAUGUCUCCUUACUGCAGUAGAAAGCAUGUCAGUACAGUUUGUGUUCUGAAGUUUAGGUCCAGUUAGUAAGACAUGUCUGCUCCAAAACCGGCUGCCACUUAGCACAGUAAAAGCAACGUUCAUUUUCCACGUACGCUGUGAUCGUUACUGUCUGUCCAGUUGUGGCUAAGUAAGCUCAGAAAACAAUUUUUUUAGUUUUUUAUAAUACGCAGCAUACAUUCUUUAAAACAUACCCAGUUUUGACUUUGUUAUUUCCUAUUUAUUGUGCUUGUGGUUUAAAACAAUUUAAAGCUGUGUGUUAACCAUCAGUUUAUUGCUCCAUUGCUCUAUAAUCAGAUAACCCAGCUGAUCUUUAUAACAGAUAUAUUUGGACCGAAGAUAAAAUGUACAACGCUUUUUGGCUGCACGCUUUGUUUGUGCGAAGUCAGUCGUUUUCUGUCAAGACUUUUGACAGAUCACGCAACGGCUUCCAGGUAAUUGGAGAGGGAGCGGGAAACGAUUUUCGGGGACCUUCCGUGCAGACGCCCCCUUGCGUGUCUCCUUCUCGCCUGCCCGUUUUUUCUUGUGCCUACUACUUCCAAACGUCUGCUACGCAGGCUAACUUUUUCAUACAUUUGUAUCUUUAAUAUCAUUUGAAAGAGAAAAAGAAUUGGUGUUAGAAUUUAUUUUAGAAAUAUUCACUUUUCCAACCAAAUAUUGUGAUUUCCUGUUUGUAAAUCUGCUGGCCUGUUUCUAUUAACCUUAAUAGCUGUCACAGUGAGCCCUCGCUUGUGGAUAUUUAAUUUCAUUGCUUCCUUUUAGUGCUGAGAACAAAUACAAUGCUCUGUGUAAAUUAAUGCUUUGUGUUGAUUAUUAACUGAAUAAUUUGUACCUUUUUAAAACAGACUUGACUUUCUCCUUUCUUGGCAAUGAAACUGGGCUGAUGUCAUCAUUUUUAUGUGGCGAAGAGCUUGGUGAACUUCUUGAUAAGGUGAGUGUACUGCAUCAUUAUUUUGACCUGUAUACAUCGUCCUUGUGUUUGUGUUAAUGAGAAUUUUCAGCAAGCUAAAAUAAAAUAAUUGCAGAAUUGGACUCUGCAGACAGAUUUGGUGGCAAGGUCUAAGAGGCAUGUACUGUAAUUCUUGCUUUGAUUUAAGUGUCAUUCUUUCAUAAAUUUCUGCCACUUGCAGGCUAUGAAUGGCUUUCUGGUUGUCUUGUCCUCUAGUGGAGAGUUUGUGUUUAUUUCGAACAGCAUUGAAGAUCUUCUUGGCUUGAAAAAGGUAUGUACAUAGUAUUUAUUAUUAACAAUUCACUGUGCACACACUGGGGUUGACACAGCUGUAGAAUGAAUAGCUGCGGCGAGGAAUGGAGAUACACAAGUUUGAGUUUAUUCUACAAGUGUACCCAGUAAGUGUACAGCUGUAUUUGGGUGCCAUUAACAAACUAGAUGUUUAAAGGUGGCUCAACCCACUUUUUCAGUAACCGUACAUGUAUAUACUCUCUUCAAACAAGAAAUUCAAAGAUGCCUCAAACAAAGUACAAAGAAUUACCCCAUUAUGUGGAGUACAAUGUAUAUAUUAGAGUUUCCGAAAAGGUCAGUGAGUUCUACAUACAGCUAUAUCUAUGGCAAUAUCAUUUGAAAUUGCACACUUUCUUCAAUUAACUCUAAUUCAAAAGAAGUUGUUUGGUCCUCCACAAAGGAACAUUAGUGUUAUUCAUAAACAACGGCAGUCCUAUUCAGGACUACAUUUACCCAGACGAUCAUACUCAGCCUACUUAUGAUUAGUGUUAUUAUCAUUAUCUUCAUCAUUAUUAUUAUUAUUAUAUUUUUUUGUCAUUAUCAUUAUCAUUUUUAUCAGCUUUAUUAUUAUUUUUAUUGUCAUUAUUAUUAUUGUUAUAAUUAUUAUUAUUAUUACAUGGUUCAUAAAUCUUUAAAAGGUCUUGAAUUUUAGUAAUCGUCUUCAAAAGUACUUGAAAAGGUCUUGAGAAGUCCUUGAAAUUCACUACUUUUUCAUGCCACAACAGUUUCAGUGAAGUUAGAUUAUUUCGCCAAGUAAAAUUUGGCUCAUCCUUAGUGUAAUGACCUGUUAAACUCUUGAGUAACGUAAAAACAUUUUUGUGCAUAAACAAUGUUUUAUUUCUUUUCCUUUAUUUCAAAUGCAAUUUCUGUACCUCAGAUGCAACUACAAGCUAUACCCAGUGACUGGUGCCAUUUUGCUAAGUGUUGUCAUGGAAAGACAGUAGUAUAAGAAAAUGUGAUCAGCCAUGGCUGAACAAGUAAAAAUCGUAAAUGGCGCUAUUAAGUGUUUUAGCCAAUAAGGUGUUCAAAAAGGGGUUAUAGAAUGCUGACUUAUUGGACAAUUUUUAGUCCUUGAAAACUGUAAUAUUUGUCCUUGAAAAGUCUUUGAAAUUUGUUUGUCUGAAGUGGUACAAAGCAUGUAUUAUUAUUAUUAUUAUUAUUAUUAUUACUAUUAUUAUUAUUGUUGUUGUUGUUGUUGUUGUUGUGUUGAUGAUGAUUAUUAUUAUUAUUGUAAAUUGUAAUUAUUAUUAUUAUUAUAAUAAUUAUAAUCAAACAGGAAGACCUACUUGGUAAGAAGAUCUUUAACGUAGUCCAUCCGGAUGACAGGGAGCGGAUAAUGAGGGAGUUCGUUACAGGAGGCAAAAGUUAUUUAACUUCACCAACGGACGAGAUGGGUACGUGUAUUGUCCUAAGCGCUUGUUUAAACUGAACGGUGCCCAUGAGAAACCAUAGUUUUAGACAGGAUUUAGCCAGGUUUGACUGUUCUCAUGCCGAGGUCAAAUAUGAUCCUUCUAUGGGAGUAAACAAUCAUGGAUGCCCGUCUUGAGUAGCCUGAGAAAAUAGCCCGCGAUAUUUCACGACGCCACCAACAACGAUUUUCCCGGCGAAAUGACGUAAAGGGAACGAGCCUAGAAAUUCCAUUCUGAUGACGUGUCACUACCCAGAUCUGGGUGUUACUUCUGAUUGGUUGAAGCAAAUAUUAAAAAAAAACAGUGGCCCUUUCUACCGAUACGGCGGCCAUAUUGAAUUAAUUAUGGGAUGCCCAGAGAGCAUGAACACGAUCCGUUAUACUCGCUUAGUAUUAGAAAUAUGGUCUUUCACUGUAUACAUCUGUAUUUCUCGUGAAAAAGGCUGUACAACGUUCUUUUUUCCCAUUUCAAUCUUUUUCUAGGAAAACUUUCAGAAAAAAUGCACUGAAAGGCGCGCGUUAGUACUAAGCAAAUGUAUCGGAAUGUGCUCAUGCCAAUAUGGCCGCCGUAUCGGUGAAAAGGUCAGGGGCACCCAACGGCAAUUUUCGGGAAAAUAUCUGUUCGGAAGACGAUUUGAGAACUAGAAUUUUCGGAACAUUUUUUGGAAAAUUUCUUGCUUGCCUGCCUCUCCUAGGAUUUUCGAACAUCUACAAAAUGGUAUAAUUACCCAUUUUAAACGGAUAUUUACCCUAAAAAAGGCCACCUAGAAUUUUCGGGAGCCUUUUCCUGGCUGAAAUUUUCGAAAAGGUAAGUUUUGAUCCCUAUAAUUUUCGGAUCACUAGACUUUCAGCUAGGAAAUCCGAACAGAUGAAAAGUUUUUAGGGGAUAAAAAUAUGCCUAUAUCUACCGUUUAAAUACUAAAAUACGUUCAAAAAUGCUAUGUUAAGUGGUUUUGAACUAUAUCCUCGUUGGGUGCCCCUGAAAGGUCUGUUGAAAAAAGAAAAGAUAAAAGAAAAGCAUACAGUAACUUAAGCUGUAAAAUCAUUUUAAGUAAGAAAUGGCCCCCAAAGAUGUUUCGACGCCAGCUUUAAUUAAUACAAGUGUAAGUUAUGUUCAAGUCAAAACAUUUUAAUAAAUAUGUAGAAAAAUACUCAAAGAACAUUUAACCUACAGGGAAUACCAGCUUAGCUUGUCCCCUACCAACGAAGAGCUUAGCCCGUAUCAUCUCUUCAAAGCAUCCAUCUCGGGUUACAUUAGACUUCCGCAUGUUUGUACAUGGGAAAGAUGGCGAACCUGCCGGGGAUGAAAACAUUCAUUGUGUUGGCUUUUUUGACCACUGGAUGAAAAAGGUGUCCGACCAUGGAAAGAGAAAAGGUGAGCUAUAACACUUUUGGCCCUCGGGCUCAAAAUAACGGUUGGUCAACGGACAAUGUCUGGCCAAGAUGGCCAAUUGUCAGGACAAAAGUUCGAUUUUCCGGUCAUUUUGACCGGACAUGAAAUAAGUGACCGAGAAAAAAAUAUAUUUUUACACUGCUGGGUUUCAAGAGGACAAGCAUCUUUUUUUCUCUUAAUGUUUGUGCUUGUUAGGCUUGUACGUUCGACCUAGUAUUGUCUUGUUUAUAAAAUUUUGACCGGUCAGAAGAAGGGUUUGACCGAGCUAAAAUUUCUUUGGUCGGUCAACAUGAUCGGCAACAGUUCCAAAUUUAUUUUGAGCCUUGGGCCCGGCAAACCCAUCCAGGCAGUUGCGCCCUUGUUCAUUUUGUCAGUUCACCGGUUAACAACGGACUUCUAUCCGACAAAAAACAGUGACCUGGUCGGAAAUGUGUCCUUUCUAAAGAUAAAUAUUGUUUCAGACCUGUUUGUAUACAGAGCUUGGAAGGGACUGGUGGAGAGCAUGGUCAUUUAUUACGUUCUUGUAUUACACGGGUCGCGGGUCACGGGUCGGGUUGUAUCACAAGUGGUGGUCGCGCAUGGAGUUUCGACUAUUAAAGUCAUGUGUUCCAAUUCUGUCUGUAAUAAUAGUCAUGAUUAAACAAAUCAGACACCUGCUUGUUUUAUCGCAAGCAUGAUCGCAAACCGAAUUGGACCCUGCUCGUUUAUACUAUCAUUUACUUACUCAUUAAAGCGAUUAUUGUUGGCAGGUACGCAAGGCGCGAAACAGGGUACCCAGGCGAUUACACCCGCUGGGGAUUCGGUGGAAUCUCUCUACAUGGUUGGGGUAGCGGUGAUAGCUCGCCCCAGUUUCUCCAGAGCAGUAGAGUGUGAGGCUGGGGAAGAUGAGUUUGUAUCACGCCACAGUCUUGAUGGAAAAUUCCUUUUUAUUGAUCCCAAGUGAGUUUGAACGAAGGAAUUUCUCCCAUGGUCUUCAUAGUUAAAAACGUCAGCAGUUAUCUGCCAGAUAAGAAAUAUAAGUUUAGUCCUCCCUUAACUCCCUUGCUCUGCAAUGUUUUAAAGGAAGGCAAAGACCAAACUGUCGGCCUGUCUAAAGCCACGAUUAUUGUGACUGUUUUGUUUAUUGAAGGGCGCCCACGGAAAUAACAGUGCAGUUUGUUUGCUGCCAAAUUUCCAAAAACCAAAUAUUAUACAACAACACUUUUCAAUUACUUAAUCUGUAAAAGACCACAGAAAUGACGUCGACAUGUUCAAAACAUUUGCUAUGAAACCUUUCUACUGCGGCUCUGUUUUACUACUUGUUUUGAUCAUUUUACGCCAUUUCUAUGGUCAUUCAGAGUAUGGAAAUGUUAAAUUGGUUUCUUUUUAUUAACUACCCUUAUCCCACACUGACUGACUGCUUUGUCGUCUUUGAUCUUGCUGUCCUUUUGGACAGAGGGGGGAUGUGUUAGUACAGCCCUUUUCGAAAGCAGUGAAGUCGAUUUCCGUCUUGUCAAGGGGAAUCCCCAUAAUUAUCGUACUCAGUUAAUUUAGGGCCUGUUUACAUGGAGGUGGGGGAUCCCAGGUAGGUGAGGUAACCCGCCUGUCCGUAUAAUCUCUCGUUUAAUUUGACCACAUUUACCCGCCACAUGUUACCUCACCAAUCUGGGCUCCCCCACUUCUAUGUAAACAGGCCCUUAAACAUCUGCUCGAGGGCGUAAAUGUGGUUGUUAUUUCGCCCCUUGUAACUUAAUCCAAGACAGUUGUUGGUUCUUUAAUCCAUAACAAGGAUUCCGGAUUCCAGAUACUGGAUUUCGGAUUCUUGUACAGCAUCUUUUAGUGGAAUUUGGAUUCCACAUUCAAUUGUUAGCGAGAUUCCAGAUUCCGCGAAUAUAAUUUUCAUGGACUUAGGGCGAGUUAUUGUUGUGCAAGAUUGCAUCCUUGUCGACUUGAUUCUACAGCUGCGCAGCUACAUCCUAUGCUUUCUUUACUAAGAAUGCAUUUUUUCCCUCUCUUAGGUCGAUAUCAAUCACAGGAUACCUUCCUUUUGAAGUUCUGGGUGCCUCGGUUUAUAAUUACGUUCACCAUGAUGACAUGGCAGUUUAUUCAAAAGCUCACGAAUUACGUAAGUUGAACUUACAGUAUACUCUCUUUCCGCAGUGAAAUGAGGGGAAAGGCAGGGCAAUCCCUCCCUCCAUACUUACCCCUCAUGGGACCGCGGAUAUACCUUAUUUCCACGGAUAAGCGCCCACCUCCUAGGUCAAAAUAUCACACAAGCCCUGCCCCACUCUCGUAUAAGCGCCCCCUCCCCAUACCUUAUACUUUGUUAAAUAUUAGGGAUACAAAGAAAACCUGUUUCUAUUGCGACUUUUAUAACUUUUUAAACUUCAACUACAAUUUUAUACCGAUACAGCUCUUCCCCGAAUAAGCCUCCACCUCCCGGAGGUCAAAAUAUCGCGCAAGUCCCCCUCUUGUAUAAGCGCCCCCUUCCCCUACCUUAUAUUUCGUUAAAUAGUAGGGAUACAAGGAAAGCCUGCUUCUCUUGCCACUUUAUUUUUAACUUUUUAAACCGAUACAGUUCCGUGUAAAGUUUAUAUUAAGACUACGGCACGGUUGAUUACCAACCCCUGUUUUAUCAAACGAAAGAUAUCAAUACACCAAAUUGACAUCACGUUUAUACGUGGAUUAUGUUUUAGUUUUUGUUUUUGUUAAGAUUUAUCAAAAAUGAAGUUGCACUAGUUCGUUGAAAGGAAAACUUAGUAAGUAACCUUGUCGAUUAAGUGCCCUCGCUCCAAUACUCACGCUCCCCUCCUUUUAGAAGAAAACUUUAAGGAAGAGCCGGUGCGCUUAUUCCAGGAAAUACGGCACGUAAUUUUCUUCCCCUCUUCUCUAAAUUUUCUGGAGAGCCCUGCCAUACCAUUGUCCCGAUUGUCCGAAUUUAUUUCGAGACGACUCGGGCGAUGGACACAAUCCAGCCGACACCAUGGAGACCAGGCUUGACAGGCGCUACUCACGGCUGUUCACUUUGCAGUUAUGGAGUACGGAGAAAGUAAAACGGAUUGUUACCGCAUGAUGAUCAAGAGUGGACAGUAUCUCUGGGCCAAGACUAGAAGUUAUAUUUCCUUCAAUCACUGGAACUCCAAACCUGAGAUCUACUGUAGUACUACUAAAAUCAUCAGGUUUGUGGUAGUUGUAACCCCAGACUUCUAACAGUCCCAAAUUUUCCCGUCGGAAUCGAGCACCUACCCUGACGGGUGAUCAUCUUAGUUUCAAAUGUACGAGUCUUGCUUGAGGAUGAGUAUCAAAUCUACUUAUGAUACCGGGACGGUUUAGGAGGAGGCUAUAAACCCUCCGCCCGCCCCCUUGUUACAUUUGAAACCAAGAUGGCCGCCCGAAACAUUAAGCGUGGCGGUUUUACGGAAAAAUAGAGUAUUGUGAACAGUUGAUUGCAAGCCUAGAGCCCUCUAUACAUGCAAGUACCGUCAAUCCUCUAUUAAGCUAGCCCUUUUCAGGUGAAGAAAGUAAUAUAGAGCCGUAAGAGAGGUAACUCGGCUGACCAUACGCCGGUGUAAUGUAAACUUUCUCUUACUCAGUCUACAUUUUGUCGCCAGUGCUGCUGAAGGUGCAAAAUCACUUAAAGAUCGAGAAGUUGCAAUUGAAAGAAUCAGUCAAGAAAAGCGUCCUUCAGUCUUUGCUCUUCGUUCAGCGCCGAUAAAGUCCCCACAAGAGGCAAACGCCAUGGUUUUAGCCAAAUGGGCAGCAGAUGAGAACAACGUCGUAGCCUCAGCGGACGAGGAAGAUUUAAUGGAGAAUCCCGUAGGGAAUCAGGGGGCCCUGAUGGCUGGGGGCACAGGUAAGCCUAAUACAGUAUAGACCCCAAUAACUCGAACUCGGAUAACUUGAACUCGAUAACUCGAACUCGGAUAGCUCGAAUUCCCCGCUAACUCGAACUAAAUUCCCUUGCACUUUAUGAAAAAUUCACUGAAAUUUCAGACCCCGAUAACUCGAAUUCUGGCUCUUUUAACUCCACUCGGAUGCAUUCCCAUGAGCUCUUCUUUUGUGUAAUAGGUAAAAACACAAAAACAAUGUGUAAACAUGGUUGUGGCGUCAGGAUGUUUUGCUUUUCGCGCUUAUCACGCAAGCACGAAUUUGAAAAAGUUUUCGAGUUCAAAACUCGACAAGUUUACUUUAUUUACCCAUUCCUCCGUCGGCUGAAACUUGGAAAAUCGUUACAAAGAAGGUAUGUCAAUCUAUUUUCGCUUAAGCCGACAGUUUAAGCUAGAAAAAUCCGUAUUUUGAAUAGCAUCUUUUUGCAAAACAAGAACUGAUUACGCGUGCCAUAACAAAGAGUUUUGAGUUUUUUCGCGGGAAAGUUAUUUUAUAAAAGCAAUAUAAAACUUUUUUCCUGCGUUUGCAUAGCCUGAUAUAAACACUCGAGGGGUAGGGAGAAUUCUCGACAGUAAUUCUUCCAACCCCUCUGGUGUGUAUAUCAGGCUAUGCAAACACGGAAAACGUUUUCUGUUGCUUAAAUAUAUAUAUAUAUUUUUCUUUGUGUCAUAUAAUAGGCGAAGCUAAUAAAAUUUUCACUCUAAAAUUUUCAUGAAGGUGAGAGUCUUUCAGUCCCCCCCUGUGACACGCACAGCAUCAGCGAGAUUCAAGACAACGGCAGCGAAAGUAAUGCUAAGGAAACCAGGGACAGUGGUCAAGAAGAGUCGUUUGUACGUACACGUAUUCUUUUUUUUUCGGUCGAUAUUAAAUGUACCUUUUUGUAUGUUGGUGUAUAUUAGACGUGCUUUGUUUCGUUUUGGUUGUUAACCAGUUAAAGAAACGUUUUACAAUUUCCUAGUUAAAGUAACGUAACCGGGCUAACUGAACAAAAAUGAUGCGAGUUCAUUUUAGGGUGUGUUACUGGGCGAGUGUCAAUCAACCUGUUUGUUUGUUUUUUGUUUUUAUUUGUUUGUUUGUUUGUUUUUUCCAACAAAAUGGCGCCUAAAGUUAUUGUACAGACUCAGUUUUCAAUAUUAGUGUGACAUGGAAAUGUUUUUUGUCGCACAGGAACUUCCCUCCACCGUUGAAGAACUCGAAGAUUUCAGGGAGGCCCAGCGUCUUCUCCAAAAUCAGCUGCUUGAGAAGCAUACUGUCCUGAUGAAAGCCAUCUCCAAACAGAAAUCACAGCUACAGGAAAUUCAGCAGCAGAUGAUACUUAAUCUCCAAUCGCAACUUUAUGUAGACCCAGUCAAACUCCAAGAAACAUGUUCUGGCUACAUAAAACGAAAUAAAGACUUAACUGAAAAACGUGAAGAGCAGGAACACACGCUCAAAUCGAUUACUCAUUCUCUGGAAGAGCAAAUGAGAAGCGCUGACCUCCAGUACAAGCGUCAUUAUGAGAAGCUCUUGGACCGGAGAACAGAUGAGCUGAAAGAAGCAGGCUCCAGCGUACAACCCAACACGCUGCAACGGUCAGAGCUUGUCACAAACCAGGCUUUGAGCACAGCUGCUGACUUCUCCGUUUUGACGGGGAACGACAGACAACAACAGCAGCAGCAGCAACAAGCUCCAAUCGAUUCUCCACUGCAGUUAAUGUCAAUGGACUCUCCUUUGGACCUGCAGCAACAAGCUCACAUCGAGGACAUUCAAGGCAACAUAUCAGGUUCAAAAAGGAGUUUACCCAAUAACCGAGAUUCAAGAGGCCAAAAAGUCAUGCUUCUUGGCUCUAGUUCGAGGCCAAUAUGGCCACAAUCAGUUGCCACAGAAACACGACCAGAGCAAAGACUGCAGCAACAGCAAUCUUCUUUGGCUGCGGCGCCGUUAGUACAUCCAAGUAGAACAAACCAAGGUGCGGGUCAACCGUUUUUGCGUGCAAAUCAACGCACCGCAACUGCAACCGAGACAACGAAUGUUCUGUGCACACCAUUGCCAGCCUAUCCUGGCCCAUCCCAAGACCCAUCACGUAACAGUGAUAUUCAGUCGAAUCCGUCCAUGCACGGACAAGUACCAAUUCAAUCGCAAUACGCACUCGGUGCUGCAGAUGUUCCCCAGUCCCGUCAAAUGUAUGCCACUUCGCAACAGAUGAUUGGCCUUCCUCAGCAAAACUCUGAAAUCGCCGCCCUGAAUGCUGGCGUUUUUCAAACACAACCUAUUCAAAGCGCUAUGGCCCAACUAGCAACAGGCCAACUGUCACAAUCUGCAGCAACGUCGCUUAACCUACUUGGUCAGCAACAGCAGCAGCAAAGUUCGCAAGUGAAUGCGGCUGUCGCUCAGAGCAUCACGCAGCUUCUAACAGAUUCCUCACAGAACCAGCAGCUCGUGCAGGUGUUGUUAAGUGUGUUGUCCAUGCUUCAGAGUCAGCCACAACUGGCGGUGUCAUUGUCAACACUACUUAAACAAGUCCAAGGUAAUCAACAGGAACCGCAAGUGGGAGUUCCGUGCGCCGCCCCAACGCAGCCUUUGCAGCCGUCUUCGGCGCAAAUUGCAGUUGGACCGGGUGGCCAGGGACAGCUUCAGAGUGCAUCCCAACCUACUUAUGCUUACAACAGUGAGAGCACUUUCCAGCGGCAGCAGCGCCAACCGUCAGUGCUUCCGAAUCAGUGGAGGACUGCACAACAGCAGCAGCAGCCACAUCAGCAUCAACGGCAGCCGCAGCAACAGCAUUUGUUGCAACAGCAGCAACAGCAGCAGCAGCAAGUACCCGGCUUAGUGCAGCAUUCACGACGAGGAAUGCCCCGUGUGACUUCGACCACUACAAGCUACAGCGUUGCUUUACAACGACAACAACAACAGCAGCAGCAGCAGCAGCAACAACAACAACAACAACGACAGCAGCAGCAGCAACAGCAGCAGCAGCAGCAGCAGCAGCAGAUGGACCAACGACUCUCCAGGAAUGCCUCCUUUUCCAGUCUGACAGGAUCGCCGAUUCCAUCGUCAUCAAACUCUCCCUCCCCACUCAACUUUAUGUCCUAUGGGAGCUUGCCUUCCACAUCGAUGCGGCCUCGAAUGGGAUCUGCGCACGACCUCAACACAACGGGCAAGGGCCCAAAGUCUAAGAGUGACUACUUCUCAAACUUUUCCUCGGACGAGUUAAGCUCCAUGAUGUUAACCGUGUCAAGUGGGAUGCCCACCAACAGCGGCGCUUCCAACUCCCCUGCAUCAAAAGAGGAGAAGAAACUUCAAGAGGAAGAACUUCUUUAUAAUCCCCUCCUCUCACAGCAACAGGAACUGUUGCAGUUGCACCAGGUUCGUUCACUCUUCGUUUACGUUUUUUUUUUUUUUCAUUUGUUUCACUCCCUCGUUGUUUUGUUGUUGUGGUGGCUUCGUUGGUUCUCAAUUUGUCCAAGUUUACAGGAAUGAAUUUAAUUUAAACGUGUUAAUAGUCAGUUGUUUCACUGCUUUUGUAGGAAGAUGAAGCGUUGCUUGUAAAUGCGACUAAAACUGAUCGUUCAGCCCUCCACCAAACCACUACUGUAUAACCGAGUAGUUAUUGCCUCUUAACCAUUCAGUGCCUCUGCUAAUGUGUUGGUGCUCUUAUUUUAAGAUUGUACAUGAAAACUUCAAGUUGUUCAUCAGGGCCCUGUUCCUGAAAGGUUGAUUUGCGCUUAUCUAUGAUUGAAAUUGUGUUCCGUUGUUGUAUUUUACCCUCCUAUUUAUUGCUUACACUAACACUGUAUCUCGGGGUAAAGGCUCAACAGUAUUUUUUAACCUCAAAUUGCAUGUUCUUCGACAAAAAAACCUUGCUCAAAAUGUUAGCUUAAUCCUGGGAUAAACAUGGCCAUCUUUUGAGGAACCGGGCCUGGACUUCAAACAAAGGCCGAAAGACUUACGUCAUUAUUACAACCAUCAUCUUUAUUACCGUUAUUGUUAUUAUGAAUAUCAUUAUUCUCCUUUUUAGGAGCAAAGACGACAACUUCUAGUUCAGCAGCAAGAGCAAAGACUAGCGAUGUUUGAGGAGCAAAGAAAGAGAGAAGUUGCAGCUGCGACGGGGCAACAACAGCAACAUACGGCAGCCUCUAGGGAACCUCCGCCUUCCUACAAUACGGAUGGAGGACUGCGGGCUAUGCUGUCCCAGAGUGCAACGCAAGGAUCUUCCCGACAGCCAGGUAACCUUCGCAAAGACUUCUUUGACUGUUACUAUAGGGGAAUAGAAGGGGAAAAAUUGGCCAAUAGCUGACUGGCGUUCCCCAGUAACGAUACCAAAGACAAUUGCUGCACUCAUGUCGGCUCCAGUUCCCUUCACGUCGCUUAAUUGGUGCAUUCGACCGUAAGCAAUUCAUAUGUUCUCUCUUUUAUUAGGUGAUCAAGACACAGGCGCCUCGUUUUCAGGUUGGUCUGAAACCAAUUACCCGUUGGGCGAAGAGGAAGAACAGGUGCUAAACCUUCUGUUAGCCGAGUCAACCUCAUUCGAUCCCUUACUUGACAAUAUAGAAUGGGGAGACGACGCCUAUAGCAGCGAAGUGAACCUAAAUCCUGACUAAAGCCUUCAAAUACGUACACAUUAGGUGCUCGUUCGUGGAAUGGUGUACUCAUCGUAGAGUAGCUCGUACUCGUGACUCGCGGAUGGCGAAGGCCUCGCGAUGCCAUGCCUUGGGCGUUGUUACACUAUGGACGCGCAAUUGCGUGCUCAAGAGACUUGAGUUGUCUUAAGUUCAAAGAACAGUUUAACUGCAAUGGAACGUUUGCCGACAGUUUUACACGAUAGAAUAGGUACAGUAAGGAAACUAAAUAUUAGGAGCCCAGGCUUUGAGUGUCGGGUUUUUAAGGUAAAAGUAGCUGACUGUUCCAUUUUUUUAUGGGGUAACGUGUGUACCUAGCGUUUCAGGGGUACACAGGACACUGCCUCUUCCAAGAGGUUUUUAAAUACCAAGAAUGGGAAACCGUUGUCGUUUGAAAAUCAUAAACCAUAAACGGUGAAAACCUGAGCUUUAUGGGAAGAGUUGAUACAGUAAGUUCAUUUUAACAAUCACCGAGUGUCGAGCUAGCUAUUUUUCUCAGUCACUAUAAUAUUCUUUCAAGCGACAACGUUUUCUCAGCUCCUGUUUUGAAUAUCACAAAGAAUGGUUUAUGCCCGGUUCAUAUUUCGUGCCUCUGCAGUGCCAAACCUAAGUUGUUCUGUGGAACUCAAAAUUCAAAACUGAUUCAAGAAUUAAGUUCGGCAUAGCGGAAGCACGACCCAUGAACUGGGCCUUACGUUUUUAUGGUAUUAUUUUUACUGGAAUAAUCUCUGGAGCAUUUGGAGAAAAAAACCUGAGUAUAUCAACGGGAUAACAGUUGCGAUAGGCAUUUGAUGUGAACAAAUAGGUAGUAGGUGUAGAAGCGGAUUUUCCAACGAGAACAUGCAUUUUAUAUUAUUGCGUGAUAAUACUGUCAACUCAAUCUCAGUGGACACUUUUGCAAAACUGAUACCUAGGAUACUUACCAUUUACACUAGCCACGCAGGUCGAAGCUGAACAGACUAAUUGCAUGGCCUCAAAUCACAACUCGUGUUUUCUGAAGCUUCGCAAACGGAAUUGCGCGAACCCUAGCCUGUGAUUUUCCAACCGGAAAUUCCGGUUUUCCUGUGUAAAUGGAUGUAUUCCUAGAGUCUGUCCUCCCUGGUCGAUCCCUAGCUUUUUCCAGUCUUUUUCUAUGCCUGUAUAUUGGCCUUUUUGAGGCAGCCCAUGACAGUGCGUCGGGUUUGUGUAGAAUUGCACUAUAAGACUGUCUUGGGGACGAAUUUCGACCCGGUUUUCCACGCAACGUUGUAAUAGCCAAUAAAAAUGUCGUAGCGAGUAGUUUGACACAACACCGACCCAGUCUCGCACCCAACCUCACGGCCAAGUACGCGGAUUACUCUCUUAGAACAACACUUAGUCAUGUACCAGUCCCUACCGUGUCCACCAUUGGAAGAGUUUUACACUUUAUGGUAUGCAGCGUAAUGUCUUUCACCGGGUUCCUAUAUCAUUCACAGUCUUAAAUUCUUGAAAAAGUCUUAAAAAUUUCAAAUCAGUUUUCCAGACUUGGAAAUAAAAAACAGUUUAAAAACUAAAGAGUCUGGAAAAAGCGGUAAAAAGUCUCGAAGUUUUGAUCCGAAAAUCUCUACGAACCCUGAUAAUAGGAAUUCCCCCCUGCUUUCUAGAUCUCUGGCUCCCCAUGCGUCGGCCGAAAAAGGUUUUCCUGCUAAGCUUUGAAGGGAAACUGCUGUUUUUUGUGCAUUUCAACUUAUUACCUAACUUGGGCAAAAGCUUUCAAAACUCUUCCUAUUAGUUUUUAAUCUUUAAAUGCGUUUUACGCAGUCACUCAAAGCAGCCGAUCCCAUUUUCAAUAAUCGGGGCGGACAUGUUUCAGUCGACAUUUUUAUAAUAAAUAUAAAUAUUAUGAUAUACAUAUACCCCUCGAAUGAGUUAUACAUUAGUUUUGUAAAACUUGGACCGCAAAAACGCGAUCCCUUUGAGAUGGUAAGAAAUACCCAUAAUAAAUAAACAGAAUAACAGCAUCUUUAUGAAGCUUGUUCUUAGCAAACGAUAAUAAAUUAAAAUGCCUGCAUGCUGAAGUAAUCGAUUGUGAUGUGA